AUGAUCUUCACUUCUCAAACUUCAUUUAUUAUCAUACCGUUGCUUCUAUUCACAACAAAAUUUAACAAAAUCAUAUGUAACACAAACAAGGCGGUUCGUUGCAAUGAGAAAGAUCGAAGACUCCUUUUGCUCUUCAAACAAGGAGUGAUAGAUCCUGCAAAUCGACUCUUCUCAUGGACUAGUGAAGAAGAAGAUUGUUGUUCAUGGAUAGGAGUUCAGUGUGACAACAUUACAGGCAGAGUUACAGAACUUGAUCUAGCUGGUCAGCUAUUACAAGGUGAUAUUAAUCUAUGUCUAGUACUUCAACUUGAAUUUCUCAACUACUUGGACUUGCACCAUAAUGAAUUUGUAACUGUGAGUAUUCCACCGUGCCAGCCCUCUAGAUCUUCUUCUGAUGAUCAAUCAGCAAAUCUUUCUGCUGCUUUACGUUACCUUGACUUUUCAUCUAAUUAUGAUUUGCCCAUCAAUGAUCUUCGUUGGCUUUCUGGACUUUCUUCCUUAAAUUAUCUUGAUCUGAAUGACUGUGAUAUUGAAAAUGAAACCAAAUGGCUCGAGUUUGUAGCUAUGCUUCCUUCACUAUCUGAGUUACACUUGAGAAGUUGUGGAUUGAGAGAUUUUCCACGCAUCAGUUAUGUCAACUUUACAUCUCUUUCAACUCUUGAUCUUUCUUUCAAUCUUCUCAACUCAGAAUUACCAUAUUCGUUAUUUAAUUUAACCAAUGACAUCUCUGUUCUUGACCUCAGCCACAAUGGUUUUUAUGGAAAAGUACCAAUGUCUUUGUUCAAGCUUCCAAAGCUAAAACAACUAAGCUUGAGCUUUAAUAGUAUCAAGGGGUCAAUUCCAGACUUGAUAGGCCAACAUGAACAGUUACAACAUCUUUUUCUCCGUGAAAAUUCAUUCAAUGGUUCAAUUCCACCAUCUCUUGGGAAUCUUUGUUCGUUAAUUUUCUUGGAUUUGUCAAACAAUCAAUUGAGUGGGGGUCUUCCAGAAAGUCUUGGACAUCUCCAUAACUUGAACCAUUUAAGCAUUGAAGACAAUCCUUGA
Prosopis cineraria is the source of this 1044-nucleotide messenger RNA. RefSeq names its product receptor-like protein EIX2. The record is from RefSeq and is a predicted model, not a curated record. Gene Ontology annotation, molecular function: protein binding. Lineage: Eukaryota; Viridiplantae; Streptophyta; Magnoliopsida; Fabales; Fabaceae. Bases 1 to 1044 code for a protein of 347 amino acids. The transcript has 2 exons.